CGGGAGCCGGGGUUGGGAACUUUCUUUUUGCCGCCCCUCUUUCACCAGCGCUGCCCCGGUGCGCGAGUGAAGGGAACCGUGGGCUGGAUUUAGAAACUGAGGAACAUACCAAACCCUAGGCAACCUGCAGUAGUGAACUUGCUCCUGCAAGCUCUUACCGUGCGUCUCCUUUCUAGGAAAAAUGAUUUCUGAAAGCAGCUCCUUCGUGAAGGGUGUGGUGCUGGGAGGAGCCUUCUGCAUGUUGGUUACGCUCCUUGGACAUAUUAAGGUGGGCCACGGGACUAAAGCACAUCACCACGAGCACCAUCACAUCCAGGCUCCCAACAAAGAAGACGUCCUAAACCUUUCGGAAGGUGAACGCAUGGAGCUUAGCAAAAGUAUCCGCGUUUAUUGUAUCAUCCUUGUGAAACCGAAAGAUCUGGGGCACUGGGCUGCAGUGAAAGAGACCUGGAGCAAGCACUGCGACAAGGUGGAAUUCUACAGCUCUGAAAACGUCAAAGUGUUUGAUUCUGUAGCCCUCAACACAAACGAUAUGUGGGUGAUGAUGAGAAAAGCUUACAAAAUAACAUACGAACGCUAUAAAGAUGAAUUCAACUGGUUCUUCCUUGCAUAUCCAACUACGUUUGCUAUUAUUGAAAAUCUCAAGUAUUUCUUACUGAAAAAAGACCCCUCGCAGCCUUUUUAUAUAGGCCAUACGGUGAAAUCUGGUGACCUUGAGUAUGUAGUUGGUGAGGGAGGAAUCGUCUUAAGCAUUGAAUCGCUAAGACGACUCUCCCACAUUCUUGAAGACUCUGACAAGUGUCCGGAGCAGGGAGGUAUGAUUUGGAAACUUGCUGAGGAUAAACAGCUGGCAAUCUGCCUGAAGUACACUGGAGUGUUCGCCGAAAACGCGGAAGAUUCAGAAGGAAAAGACGUCUUUAACACUAAAUCAGUCGGUGCUCUCAUUAAGGAAGCAAUGUCUACUCACCCUCAGCAGGUGGUGGACGGCUGCUGCUCUGACAUGGCCAUCACCUUCAGCGGGCUGGCCCCGAACCACAUGCACGUGAUGAUGUACGGGGUUUACAGGCUGAGACCCUAUGGCCACACCUACAACGAUGCACUCGUCUUCCUUCCGCCUGCAGACUCCGACAACGAUUGACAUCUUUUCAGAGAAGACCUGGAGCCACGGAGUCAGCUCUUUUCAUGACAUGCGUUUGUACUGACAGAUUCCAUUUUUGUAUCUGGUGGUACUGGUGUACAGUUUUUUGGUUUGUUUUUUUUUUGCACAUGGAGGUUUGGUAAAGCUCUUGGAUUUUAGAAGUGGAAGGAGAACUUUUUUCUACAUCUUUUAUACAGAAAUGCUUCUGGCUUUUGACAGUGCUGGAAUGAAGUGAUAAAGAAGUUGUUUAUGAGAAAAGGAAAUUAAGUUUAUAUGGGGGGUUUGUACAUGUAAAUAUUUAUUAAUGAAAACUCAAGUGAACUUUAGUCUACUGUUACAAAUAUAUUUUUGCAAUACUUCAAUUCUUUCAAUCCUUCCAGGCAUUUCUAGAAUGUCUUUAUAUCUUUCUAAGAUGUACCAAUAAAACUGACCACAGAUUCAGUCUCAAAGACUAACUUUAAGUUCAUUCCUUUACAUUAGGCUACACAAAAGCUUGAGCUGUGCUGUUUAUGCAGCAGCUAUCACUUUAUGUACAGCCUCCUACCCCAGUAGGGGAUUAGCAGGAAGGAAGCUGAC
Egretta garzetta (little egret) is the source of this 1714-nucleotide messenger RNA. It is a transcript of the gene C1GALT1C1, whose product is annotated as C1GALT1 specific chaperone 1. The transcript has a single exon. The record is from RefSeq and is a predicted model, not a curated record. The coding region runs from base 182 to 1138 and encodes 318 amino acids. Gene Ontology annotation, molecular function: N-acetylgalactosaminide beta-1,3-galactosyltransferase activity. NCBI's taxonomy places the organism in Eukaryota, Metazoa, Chordata, Aves, Pelecaniformes, Ardeidae.